ACGGCGAGGAGGGGCGGCGGCGGCGGAGGGAGGACAACAUGGUCGAGAUUCGGAAGAACCACCGUGAGGAGAAUCUCCAGAAGAACCGCCGUCAGGGUGUCCAGCAGUUUUCUGUUCCUGUAGAAGCCACCACCGGCAUCGAGAAAAAGGUGCAGUUAGAAAAUCUACCAUCACUGGUCUUGAGUGUUUGGACAGAUGAUCCCAACAGCCAGCUUGAGGCAACCACCCAAUUCCGAAAAUUGCUUUCUAUAGAGCUCAGUCCACCAAUUCAGGAGGUGAUUGAAGCAGGUGUUGUUCCCCGCUUUGUUGAAUUUUUGAUGAGGGAGGAAUUCCCGCAACUUCAGUUUGAGGCAGCUUGGGCUCUGACUUAUAUUGCUUCUGGCACAUCUGAACACACUAAGGUAGUAAUUGAUCAUGGAGCAGUCCCAAUAUUUGUGAAGCUUCUCGCUUCUCCUAGUGAUGAUGUUCGUGAACAGGCUGUAUGGGCUUUGGGAAAUGUGGCGGAUGAUUCUCCAAAAUGUUGUGACUUUGUGCUUGGUCAUGGAGCCUUGGGUCCUUUGCUAGCUCAGUUUAAUGAAGAUGCCAAAUUAUCUAUGCUCAGAAAUGCUACCUGGACACUGUCUAACUUCUGCAGAGGCACGUUUGAACAGACGAGGCCUGCACUACCAGUUCUCAAGCAGCUUAUUCACUCGAGUGAUGAAGAAGUUGUGACCGAUGCUUGUUGGGCACUUUCAUAUCUUUCUGAUGGAAGCAAUGAUAAAAUUCAAGCUGUGAUUGACUCUGGAGUAUGCCCCCGCUUAGUCGAGUUGUUGCUUCAUCCAUCACCAUCCGUUGUUAUUCCCGCCCUUGGGACUGUUGGAAAUAUUGUCACUGGAGAUGAUAGACAAACUCAGUAUAUCAUCAGCAAUAAUGCACUGCCCCGUCUCUCGAACCUCUUGAGUGGAGCUCAUAAGAAGAGCAUUAAAAAGGAAGCCUGCUGGACUAUUUCCAAUAUCUUAGCUGGAAACAGUAAACAAAUUCAGUCCGUAAUUGAGACCAACAUUAUUGGAUCAUUAGUUGAGUUGCUUCUGAAUGCCGAAUUCGAUGUCAAAAAGGAGGCUGUUUGGGCAAUAUCAAACGCAGCAUCUGGUGGCACUCACGAUCACAUCAAGAUCGUGAGCGUGUGCUUAGGAGUGCUCGAGAACAUUCUGAAGGUGGGCGAGAAGGAGAAGGAUUUCGGCCACACAGGAGAAGUCAACCUCUACGCGCAGUUGAUCGAUGAUGCUCAAGGGUUCGAGAAAAUCGACAACCUUAAGAGUCACGACAAUAACGAGAUUUACGAGAAGGCUGCCCAGAUUCUCGAGACAUAUUGGUUGGAGGAGAUAUUCAAAAAAUAUGUAGAUUUGAAAAACCCGUAA
Striga asiatica is the source of this 1397-nucleotide messenger RNA. Lineage: Eukaryota; Viridiplantae; Streptophyta; Magnoliopsida; Lamiales; Orobanchaceae. The record is from the annotation of a GenBank genome assembly.